CCUUCCUUUCAUGGCAGCUAGCACUGCAUGGUGAAAAACCAGCUUUCUUUUGUCUUCACUAUAUCUGUGUCAAUGCGAAAUGGAUGGCUAUCAAUUUUACAGGAGGAAGAAUGGUGACACCAUCCUUCAUUGUGCCAUUGCUGGGGACUAGUACUUCGGACUCACUCCUCUCCAUCUACGUACUGGCGAGCAAGCCUUCAGCUUUUAGAAGCGGUAGCCACCUUGAAGGAUACUACAAAAUCGUCAUGCAUUUAUCACUCUCAAUUCUUUGCCAAACAUUAAUGGAAGAUAUUUCGAGUAGUACGAGCGAAGACCAAUCGACUUAUAAUCAGGAAAGGCAGGACAUCAAGAGCAAGUUGUUCAGAAUGGCAAUGGAAGGCAAAUGGGAUGAAGUUGCCAAGCAGUAUGUACAAGAUGAAUGGGCUCAAACGGCCAAAAUCACCAAUUUAGGAGACACAGCAUUACACAUAGCUGUCUCCAUUGGCAUAGAAGAUAACGUCAGACAACUUAUACAAUCAAUUUGGGAUCCAUCCCGACUCAGACAGGUUCUUGAGACUCGGAACGACCGAGGGAAUACUCCGCUCCAUUCAGCAGCAUCAAUGGGGAAUGUUGCCAUGUGUCAAUGCAUUGCAACAGUUUAUCCAGAGUUGGUGGCUGCUACUAAUAAUAACCAGGAGACCCCUCUUUUCAUGGCAGCACUGCAUGGUGAAAAACAAGCGGGUUGAAAAAAUCUUUUGGCGGGAACCAGAUGAUAACCAGCUAAUGCGAUCAAGAGAUAGUCCAGGGAACAAAAAGACUCCGGCUUAUCCAGAGAACUACAGAACCUGCUACGAAUUGUUCAAAUUGUUGCGGAAAAUGGUUCUAGUUGUCACAGGCAUAAAUAGAGGAAAAACAGAUGCGGAGAACACUGAAGUACCAAAGGCAAGAAGACAUGGCCGAACUGAUGAGUUAUUUCCAGCUAAUUAUAGCACCUGCAUUGAAUUUGUCAAGCUUGCGAACAAGGCAUUGCUGAGGUUUCUUGGAUUAGGACUCGCCGCAAUAACAGAGAUAGAGAGCGACAAAAAGAAGCACAAAUGGGCCGUUCAAAUCUUGAACGAACUUCUAGUACUUCAUUCCACAUAUGAAGAUCAUGCGCGCGAGUCUGCACAAUCCCGAACAAAGGAAUUAGAUGAAACAAUGCCUUACGAUCUUCACGAAUCCGGUAGUGAAAUUCCGCCCACUGAUUCUAUAAAAGCUACGGAAAUUGACGGGAUGGAGAAAACCCCUAAAACGGCGAAGACGAUCUUAUUAUUAAUUGAUUCUAAAAAUGGCAUCAACGAUAUUGUGAAGAAAGUACAACAACUUUUUCCGAUUUCCAUACAAGAUAGGAAUGCUGAGAACAAGAAUCUAAUGAUGCUCGUAGAUCAGCCUCAGGAUAAACCUCCUGAAAUGCCAGAGAAAGAGACUCCAAUAUUACUUGCAGCCAAGAAUGGUAUCACUGAAAUUGUGGAAAGAAUCCUAGAUGUCUGUCCAAUUGCCAUUAAUGACGUGAAUGCAGAUAAUAAGAACAUAGUAUUGUUGGCGGUCGAGUACAGGCAACCAAAGGUACUAUAUGAACUCUUGCGACGACGAAAUAUCUCGAAAGAGAGCAUGUUUCGACAAUUGGAUAAGGAAGGGAAUGGUGCCCUGCAUCUUGCGGCAACGCUUGGAGACAAACAGCCGUGGCGAAUCCCCGGGGCAGCAUUGCAAAUGCAAUGGGAAAACAAGUGGUAUGAGUAUGUCAGGGAUUCCAUGCGCCGCAACUUUUUCCCCCUCUACAACAAGGAGGGCAAGACCCCAAGCGACUUGUUCACUGAAACCCACAAAGACCUUGUAAAGAAUGGUAGCAAGUGGCUAACAAGCACUUCUCAAUCCUGUUCCGUCGUAGCUGCACUCAUCGCCACAGUGGCCUUUACUGCCUCCACCACGGUCCCCGGAGGCUUCGAUAGUACUGGCAUUCCAGCGCUCGAAAACAAGCCUGGUUUUGACCUCUUCGCGGUCUCAUCACUCGUUGCUCUCUGCUUCUCGAUCACGGCCUUAGUCAUGUUCCUCGCCAUCUUAACAUCACGAUACCAAGAGAGAGAUUUUGGCAGGAACUUACCUAGGAAACUCUUGCUGGGUUUAACAUCUUUGUUCGUGUCCAUAGCCGCGAUGCUAAUUUCAUUUUGUGGGGGCCAUUUCUAUGUCCUGCAGGACCAGCUAAAAUUUGCGGCGAUUCCAGUGUAUGCAGUGACAUGCCUACCUGUAACCUUUUUUGCUAUGGCGCAGUUUCCUCUUUAUAUUGAUCUUUUACGGGCUACCGUAUCGAAGGUGCCACAACGCAGCCACAAGGUGGAUCCCUGACAUUUUUAGUUCCAGUUGUGUGCGGAUGCUACAUCUCGAUCUACUUCCGUGGCGGAACCAGCAAUUGUUUAGAGGGUGCCAA
Molecule: messenger RNA, 2443 nt
Organism: Juglans regia (Persian walnut)
Lineage: Eukaryota; Viridiplantae; Streptophyta; Magnoliopsida; Fagales; Juglandaceae
Exons: 9
Coding region: 607-2361 (584 amino acids)
Source: RefSeq, a predicted model, not a curated record